AUGACAACUCCUAAAGGUUCGUCUGAUCAGAACGAGAACCAAGCCCUGGACCAUCAUCAGACCACAUCGUCCUCUUGCAUGAUCACAAACUGUAUUGUCCCUGCUGUCUCGUGCUUCCACCCGAGAAUCAGAAGACGUAAGAAGAAAACUGAUCACCGUAACAAUGGUCCUGAGCUUGUGGCUGAGCCUGUGGACGUCAGGUCCAUGUCGUUUGUUGGGACGCAUGAGUACUUGGCUCCUGAGAUUGUUUCAGGAGAAGGGCAUGGAAGUGCGGUGGACUGGUGGACAUUGGGGAUAUUCAUGUUCGAGCUGUUCUACGGAACGACGCCUUUCAAGGGAAUGGACCAUGAGCUAACGCUUGCCAACAUCGUGGCUCGAGCCCUUGAAAUCCCGAAAGAGCCAACAAUUCCAAGUGCGGCCAAGGAUCUGAUCUCUCAGCUACUAGCCAAGGACCCGGCCCGACGCUUGGGGUCGUCUCUAGGUGCAUCGGCCGUGAAACGCCACCCGUUUUUCGAAGGAGUGAAUUGGGCUUUGCUCAUGUGUACUCGUCCUCCUUUUCUCCCACCGCCUUUCCGCAAAGAACUUUUGUCGGAUGACAUUUGUCCCGAAACCCAUGUGGACUAUUAUUAG
Messenger RNA from Thlaspi arvense, 630 nucleotides. The record is from the annotation of a GenBank genome assembly. NCBI's taxonomy places the organism in Eukaryota, Viridiplantae, Streptophyta, Magnoliopsida, Brassicales, Brassicaceae.